CUAGUGCGGUGCGUACCGCGGCGGUGGGGAUGGCGGCCGGGGCGGAGAAGCCCGGCCCUGGCGCGGGGCGCUCGUGGGAAGAAGGGGCGCCGCACGAGUGAAGAGGGAGCUUCCUUUACAGAGCAGGCCGAGCCCGGCUGGGCGAGGAACGACGGUGCCGCCGCGGCAGAGCGGGGUUAGCUGUUGGGAGCAAUGGGCGACUGGAGCUUCCUGGGGAGGCUGCUGGAGAAUGCGCAGGAGCACUCUACAGUCAUCGGCAAGGUGUGGCUGACCGUGCUGUUCAUCUUCCGCAUUCUGGUGCUGGGGGCGGCAGCCGAGGAGGUGUGGGGCGACGAGCAGUCGGACUUCACCUGCAACACACAGCAGCCCGGGUGUGAGAAUGUGUGCUACGACCGCGCCUUCCCCAUUUCGCACAUCCGCUUCUGGGCACUGCAAAUCAUCUUCGUGUCCACGCCCACCCUCAUCUAUCUGGGCCACGUGCUACACAUCGUGCGCAUGGAGGAGAAGAAGAAGGAGCGGGAGGAGGAGCUGCUGAGGAGAGACAACCCCCAGCACGGCCGCGGGCGCGAGCCAGUGCAUACAGGGAGCCCGCGGGACCCGCCACUGCGCGACGACCGCGGCAAGGUGCGCAUCGCAGGCGCGCUGCUGCGGACCUACGUCUUCAACAUCAUCUUCAAGACGCUCUUCGAAGUGGGGUUUAUCGCAGGCCAGUACUUUCUAUAUGGCUUCCAGCUGCAGCCGCUUUACCGCUGCGACCGCUGGCCCUGCCCCAACACCGUGGACUGCUUCAUCUCCAGGCCCACGGAGAAGACCAUCUUUGUCAUCUUCAUGCUGGCUGUGGCCUGUGCGUCACUGGUGCUCAACAUGCUGGAGAUUUACCACCUGGGCUGGAAGAAGCUCAAGCAGGGAGUUACCAACCACUUCAACCCAGAUGCCUCAGAAGUUAGGCACAAGCCCUUGGACCCCCUACCCGCGGCCACCAGCUCUGGCCCGCCCAGCGUCUCCAUUGGGUUCCCACCUUAUCACACACACCCUGUCUGUCCCACAGUACAGGCAAAGGCUGCGGGGUUUCCUGGGGCCCCAAUACCACCAGCAGACUUCACAGUGGUGACCCUAAACGAUGCGCAAGGCAGAGGCCACCCGGUCAAGCAUUGCAAUGGCCACCACCUGACAGAGCAGAACUGGGCCGGCAGCAGAGUGGCAGAGCAGCAGGCUCCAGCCAGCAAGCCCUCUACAGCAGCAUCCAGCCCUGAUGGCCGCAAGGGGCUUACUGACAGCAGUGGCAGCAGCUUAGAGGAGAGCGCCUUGGUGGUGACGCCAGAGGAGGGGGAGCAGGUUUUGGCUACCACAGUGGAGAUGCACUCCCCGCCGCCGCCGCCACCUUUGGUCCUUCUGGACCCAGGAAGGUUCAGCAAGUCCAGUGGGCGUGCCAGACCGGGUGACUUGGCCAUCUAGCCAUAGUCUCUCCAGAUCCCUUUAUAAACCUUCUCUUUCCUCCUUAGAAACCAAAAAGCAUUUCAAAUCAACAGGUAGGAAGAGGAAAAAAAAAAUCUGACAGCACUGGAGUCCCCUGAGGGAAACACUGAACAAACUGGAUGAGUCUGGUUUUAAUGCUUGCUGUUCUUGUCACUGUGGCAUAGGGUGGGGGUGACACCAGUGUGUCUGAGAUGGAGGUGGGGGGCAGGGUUGUUGGCUUCUACAGACGCUCCCAGCCUGUUUGCUCUUGUUCAGCCUCCUCCAUAGCAGUUACUAUUCUGUCGUGAUGCAGCAACAGGUGUUAGCAGCCCUUCAGUGGGUUGACAAUUGGGUUUCCAUUCCUAAGCUCUCCCGGGCAGCCCAGAGAGUCACAGAGGCACUUAAGCUCUAUCUCCGUUUGAGACUUUUAACUUAGAGUUGAAUUUCAUUUUGGGAUAUUUGCCAAACGGUACUAAAAAAAGAUUUAGAGGGAACCUAUCUAGUGUCGCCUGAGCUUCUGGAAUUGCAUGCGAACUCCAGGACAUCCAACUGCAGGCUGCAGGACAAAGUGACAGAAAGCGGUUGUCCUCCUGUGCUGGUUCCGCGGGACAGGGCCACGGGCAUUCCUGGUAGAGGAGGUGGCGAUGCGGAGACCCUGGAAAGCCCUUCAACAGAGGAGGAAGAUGGUGGUGUGGCAGGCAUGCCGUAGGUGUUCAUUUAUUUCUUUGAUGACAUUUUGUGCUUAGCCUGGAUGGUGAAAGUAUUUACACCCCCUUCCCCCACAUACACAUAUUUUUGCCUUUCAUUUAAAAAAUAGUACCGUUAAAAUGAUUACUGAUCAGGGAGAUGUUUAAUGACUUAAGAUUUUCCUUUCCUUUGAAACAAAUUCACCUUCCAUGGCAGCCGACUAAUCACUGUGAGGAUGUCUAGAUGAUAAAUUAAUCACUGUGAGGAUGUCUGGAUGAUAAAUUAAUCACUGUGAGGAUGUAUGAUAGAUAAAACUUGGGGGAAUUCACGUGCAUUUUAAGUACUUGAAGUUUUAAAGUUUCUGAAUCAGAGGCUCACUACUAUUACCAGGAAAAAUGUUUAUGCAGAUGAAUCACUGAUGACCUACACUGAAAAGAAAGUACAAAAUAAAACACUUCAAGCU
Molecule: messenger RNA, 2605 nt
Organism: Apodemus sylvaticus (European woodmouse)
Lineage: Eukaryota; Metazoa; Chordata; Mammalia; Rodentia; Muridae
Gene: Gja3
Product: gap junction protein alpha 3
Exons: 2
Coding region: 193-1455 (420 amino acids)
Biological process (GO): visual perception; cell communication
Cellular component (GO): gap junction; connexin complex
Molecular function (GO): gap junction channel activity
Source: RefSeq, a predicted model, not a curated record